AUGUCAAUUUUGAAUAGAUGGUCAUCACAUCUUGUGCGAUUGAGCAUCAGCCUGCUAAUAAGACAAAUAAAGUCACGUCCGAGUCCGCAGUCGAUAAACCAGGAGGCUUUAUUUAUUUGUAGAAAUAAAGAGUAUAAACGACAACCACAAGAAAGACAUGCGUUUUGCAAUUGGGGCCUUGAUUACCCGCCGUUAACAGCGUACCAUAGUUACGUAAAUGCGUACAUCGCUUCAAAGAUAAACUCCAGUUCCGUUGACUUGAAGAUAUCUCACGGGUUCGAAUCAGAAAGACGUAAAACCUUUUUGCGUUCAACAGUUUUAGCCGCUUAUACGUUAAUAUUUUUACCAGCGUGUAUUUUAGGUGCGUCAUUUAUAGAUAAAGUAUUCAAACAGAACAUUUUCCUCCAACUGCGCGUUUUGUUUAUUACAUACCCGGGCUUAAUAUUGAUAGAUAAUGGACACUUUCAAUACAACAACAUAUCUCUCGGCUUACUACUGCUAGCUGUGUAUUUCAUAUUAAACGAUUUCAACAAUGUAUCGGCUUUAUCGUUCUCUCUGGCCUUAAAUUAUAAGCAAAUGGAAUUAUAUCAUGCCUUGCCGUUCUUUAGAUACCUUUUACGAAGUUGUUUAGUUGAAAACUGCUUCAGCAAAAAGUUGAUAAAAUUUCUGAAAAGUGCUUGUGUGGUAACGCUAACAUUCCUUGCCCUAUGGGUGCCUUGGUUGACUUCUUUGGACUCUUUAAUUUCUACUACAAGUCGACUGUUCCCUUUAUCCCGAGGAGUUUUUGAAGACAAAGUAGCUAAUAUUUGGUGUUCGCUUAACGUUAUUUAUAAAUUUAAAAACAAAUUCGUCAACACGCAAAUGGCGUUAAUUUGUUUGGUAACAACAUUAUCUGCAGCUUUACCAACAAACUUGAACUUGUUUGCUUGUGGAAAAAAGGAAACGUUCCUUUAUACCUUACAAAACACUGCAACUGCGUUUUUCUUUUUUUCAUUCCAGGUACAUGAAAAGUCUAUUCUUUUAGUAGCUUUGCCAUCGAUAUGUCUCUAUGGAUUUAUGCCGUUUGCAGUUACUUGUUUUUUAAAAGUUUCCAUUCUAAGCAUUUUGCCGUUAAUUAUUAAAGAUGGACUUACCAUAGCGUACUUCUCUUUAGUAGUAGCAUACAAUGCAAUAUUGAACGCUUUCUAG
This is a messenger RNA of Glossina fuscipes, 1188 nucleotides long. RefSeq names its product probable dolichyl pyrophosphate Man9GlcNAc2 alpha-1,3-glucosyltransferase. The record is from RefSeq and is a predicted model, not a curated record. Gene Ontology annotation, biological process: protein N-linked glycosylation. Gene Ontology annotation, molecular function: dolichyl pyrophosphate Man9GlcNAc2 alpha-1,3-glucosyltransferase activity. Gene Ontology annotation, cellular component: endoplasmic reticulum membrane. The transcript has 5 exons. Bases 1 to 1188 code for a protein of 395 amino acids. NCBI's taxonomy places the organism in Eukaryota, Metazoa, Arthropoda, Insecta, Diptera, Glossinidae.